Molecule: messenger RNA, 911 nt
Organism: Drosophila arizonae
Lineage: Eukaryota; Metazoa; Arthropoda; Insecta; Diptera; Drosophilidae
Product: cilia- and flagella-associated protein 299
Source: RefSeq, a predicted model, not a curated record
CUUUUCAUAAUUUUCAUAUUUUGCUUUUUGUUCUUUUCGCUUGUUGCUCAUUGAUUAAUUUAGCCGGAGGUCGGGCAGAGUUCGAGAAGAUGACACUGCUGAACUAUGGCUCGUACGAGGAGUACCUGGACCACUUCAUCGACAUCAACGAUGUUCGCUAUAUACGCAACUGGAACGUCAGCAGGCAAUUCAUUCAGACUGCCUGUGGCAAGAGCUGCAUGGGUCCCCUGCUGAGCCGUUCCGAGUUCGCCGAGCAGCGCAAGAAGCUCGAAUUCAUGUGGAAUCCCCGCGGCAAGGGCGGCUCCGUGCUCUUCGGCGCCAGCUACAAGGGCGACGAUGAAGUGUUGAAGCAGUUCGCCCUACGCGAACUGAAGCUGAUCAAUAAACAGAUUGCGACCAUUGUCUUCCUGAUAAUGCGCUCGCAGAAGGGCUUCGACAUCUCGGGCUACAUCGACCUGGAGCAGAGCCUGCGCGAGUCGAGCUGCAGGAACUCCGAGCACUAUGUCAACUGGCAAGCCAUAUUCGAGGGCAAGGCGAAGCUGGUGCCAGGGCCCCACGACCUGAGCUACUUCGACUGGUACUCGAACAAGGUGCGCUUCAACGACAGCGCCAACUUUCGCGUCAUCCCGAACGGGGCCCACAGCCUCCUGAUGAUGCAUCGCGGCGAUCUCAAGGUAGUCUGCGUGAAUGCCGGCUGCAACUGCAGCGACAGUCGCAACGCCAUCCGCAAUGUCUACAGGUCGAGCAUCUAUGGGGACUGCAUGUUCUUCGAUCACAUCAUACGGCGCAUCCAUUAGUCAGUCGCCGCUCAAAGGCAGCGACAGCCAGCGGAACCUAUGAGUGACACGCCGAUUAUAUGCCAAAUACCCACACAAAUAAAUAUGUUAUAGAACGCAUAUGAUACGAGCUUG